This is a messenger RNA of Seminavis robusta, 591 nucleotides long. The record is from the annotation of a GenBank genome assembly. NCBI's taxonomy places the organism in Eukaryota, Bacillariophyta, Bacillariophyceae, Naviculales, Naviculaceae.
AUGCUUGGGAAAAUUGCUGUUCUUCGGUUGGCACAUGAUAAAGGAUUUCCAUGGAAUAAGGAUACAUGUGCUGCAGCAGCCAAGGGUGGGCAUCUUGAUCUAUUGAAAUGGUUGCGUGCCAAUGGUUGUCCAUGGAAUGCGGGUACUUGUAUGAGUGCUGCUGAAGGUGGACAUCUCAAAGAAUUGAAAUGGGCCCAUGAAAAUGGUUGCCCUUGGGAUGAAUUCGCUUGUGCAGUUGCUGCCAGAGGUGGGCAUUUCGAGUUGUUGGAGUGGGCACAUCAAAAUGGCUGCCCUUGGAAUGAAUACACUUGUUCAUUUGCUGCCGAAGGUGGGCAUUUGGAAAUACUGAAAUGGGCACGUGAACAUGGCUGCCCAUGGAACCAAAGAACUUGUGCAAAGGCUGCUGAGCAUGGUCAUUUGGAAAUUCUGAAAUGGGCCAGAGACAAUGGAUGUCCGUGGGAUGCCGAUACUUGUGCAUAUGCUGCUCGAGGUGGGCAUUUGAAGUUGUUGAAAUGGGCCCGUGCAAAUGCUGCCCCUGGAAUGAAGAGACUUGUGAAAAGGCUGCUUGGCAUGGGCAUUUGGAAAUACUGA